GCAAACGUGCACUGUCGUUUCAUUUCAUUUUUUUAUCAUUCAAACAAAAAAAAUUAGCACCACCACGAAAUAACCACCUUCCUUCUAGAGGGUACCUCCGCGCGCCUCUCUCUCCGGCAAUUCCAUUUUUUUUCCCGAUCAAACGACAGUGUGUGCAGAUCGAUCAAUCAAUUAAGUAAUCAAGAAAUUCGAAGGUAACGAUGAGUGAAGUUUUUGAAGGCUAUGAACGCCAAUACUGCGAGCUCUCCGCUAAUCUCUCUAGAAAGUGUACUUCAUCCGGUUCUCUCGAUGGAGAGCAAAAGAAGCAAAGGCUUUCUGAAGUUAAAGCUGGGUUGGAGGAUGCUGAAUCUUUGAUUCGCAAAAUGGACCUUGAAGCUAGAAGUUUACAGCCUAAUGUGAAGGCUGUUCUUCUGGCCAAGUUGAGGGAAUAUAAGUCCGAUCUCAACAAUUUGAAGAGUGAAGUUAAAAGAAUUGCUUCUGGUAGUUUAAAUUCAGCUGCUCGUGACGAGCUUUUGGAAUCUGGAAUGGCUGAUACCCUGACAGCCUCAGCAGAUCAAAGAUCAAGAUUAAUGAUGUCUACAGGAAGAUUAAAUCAUACCAGUGACAGAAUUAAGGACAGUAGAAAAACAAUGCUGGAAACUGAAGAGCUUGGUGUUUCGAUUCUCCACGAUUUGAAUCAGCAACGACAGUCUCUCUUACAUGCCCAUAACACGCUCCAUGGAGUAGAUGACAAUAUUGGCAAGAGCAAGAAAGUGUUGAGUGGCAUGGCAAGGAGGAUGAACAGGAACAAAUGGACUAUUGGAGCUGUUAUUGCAGUGCUUGUUAUUGCUAUCGGAUUAAUCUUAUUCUUCAAACUCAAAUAAAAAAGAAGCCAGUACAUUCCUCUUGUUCACUUUAUGAUUGUUUUUCGGACAUUAUUUUUUUCUUUUGUGUGCAUUGUGAGCUUGCCAUGAGUUAUGACAUUAAGAUAUCUGAUUUCAUCAAUUGUUUCUGUACUCUCAUCCAAUUCUAUCAGCUGAGUGAAUUUCAGGUGUUUUAUAUACCUUAAAUGUAUAUUGCCUUUUAUGUCUA
Messenger RNA from Mercurialis annua (annual mercury), 1071 nucleotides. Its product is annotated as vesicle transport v-SNARE 13. Bases 201 to 863 code for a protein of 220 amino acids. The record is from RefSeq and is a predicted model, not a curated record. Gene Ontology annotation, cellular component: SNARE complex; late endosome membrane; ER to Golgi transport vesicle membrane. Gene Ontology annotation, molecular function: SNAP receptor activity; SNARE binding. Gene Ontology annotation, biological process: intracellular protein transport; vesicle-mediated transport; vesicle fusion. Lineage: Eukaryota; Viridiplantae; Streptophyta; Magnoliopsida; Malpighiales; Euphorbiaceae. The transcript has 6 exons.